GCCGAGUUGGGUGAACGACCGGCCGUAACUCUUCCUGUCUGGUGCCCCGUCAGGUGAUCCAACUGGAAUCCAUCCUUAUGUCCCGUCGCCAGCUGUGGACCACCUACCGAGACUCGUUCAAGGAGGUGAACGGGAACGUUGUGAGGGCUCGAUACACCCUGGAGCACUGCUCUCCACUCUCCUCCUCCCUGGAGACAUCCCGGCUUCUGGUGGACAAGCUGCAGGCUCUGCAGGACACCAUGGAGUGCGGCGAGGAGAGCUGGAGGAGGUUCCUGGAAGCUUCGCGACGCCUGCAGGAGGAAUGCUGCCCUCCGCUGAAGGGGCAGCUGGAGGAGGAGAGCCGGCACACCGAGAGAAGGUGGACCGGCGUUAACCAGGACGUCUUGGAGCGGCUGUGCUCGGCGGGUGAGGAGCGGCUGCUCUGGCAGCAGUUCUGUGCGGUGUACAGCUCCUGUCGGGUGGAGGUGCGGGAUGCGGAGGACGGGUGUAGGCAGGUGCUGACAGAGACCUCGGCCAAGGACGGCACCCGGGACCAGCUCCAGGUCCGGCUCAGGAUCACCCAGGACUUGGCCAACAACGUGAAGAUGCUGCAGGAGGGACUUCAGCCCGUCUGCGAAGCGGCAGAUAAAUUGGCCAGACGUCUAGACCCCUCGUCGUCUGCAGCUGUUCAGUCAGACGUUCAGCAUUUGUCUGGACGAAUGUCCUUUCUGGUGGAGUUACUGUCACUGAAGGCACAAGAGAUUCAGGGUUUACUGGAGCAACACCAGGACUUCCAGAGGCACACAGAGAGCCUGGAGAUGGUGCUGAGUAGAUCGGAAGAGGCUCUGAGAUCAGCUGUGCCGGGGCCAGAGGCAGUGGAACAGGCCCGUACGGAGAUGGUCCAGACGGUGAAGCGCCUCAGCGCAGGCCUGGCGCUGAGCGAGACGGAGCACUGCCGGGUGCAGGAGCUGGAACUGCGGUGGGAACGGACGCGGGACACGGCCUGGGCACGCUGCAGGUACUCCGGGGUGACAGACUCUGGGGGGGCCGGGGUAGGGCAAGACCGCAGUACCGAGGUCCGUCCACCACCAGUGGUGGCACAGAGUGGAGGGGCCGAGCGGCUGACCACUGCUCCCACGUCUGAAGUCACGGCCUCCUGCUGUGCAGAGUCCCCAGAAGCUGGGUUGAAUGGCCUCACUGUGUAA
Molecule: messenger RNA, 1184 nt
Organism: Pristis pectinata (smalltooth sawfish)
Lineage: Eukaryota; Metazoa; Chordata; Chondrichthyes; Rhinopristiformes; Pristidae
Product: nesprin-2-like
Exons: 6
Coding region: 78-1184 (368 amino acids)
Source: RefSeq, a predicted model, not a curated record